This is a messenger RNA of Cylindrotheca closterium, 564 nucleotides long. The record is from the annotation of a GenBank genome assembly. Lineage: Eukaryota; Bacillariophyta; Bacillariophyceae; Bacillariales; Bacillariaceae.
AUGAUCUUCACUCCCGCAAACGACAAGACUCGCAGGGACAGCGGCAACUCUACCGCUUCAGACGAAGCUCUAUUGUCCUUUCUGGAGCUUUCAUAUUCUUCUUCGGAUGUUGCAAGCUCGUCUUGUUCCUAUCCUUCUAUUCCUGUUUCAUUCUUCGAUCCGUUAGAUGAUCCAUUUUUGGAGCCUCGCCCUAUCGGGCCCAAAGCGUCGAACAAGGAUCAUUUAUCACAGUCCCGACCCAGAGGACUGCCAUCAAAUAUUCUAUCACCGUUGUACUCGAAAGAUCACUCUCACUCCUCACUCUCCAUGGACAUGGACAUAGAAAUUGGCACUGGCAAUGGCACUGACUUCGGACAACACUUGAAUGCUGUUCUAGCCUCGACCAUUGAUAUUGCUGAAGUAAAACGAAAGCGAGAAGAUGCGUCUUCAAAUUAUGACGACGACCAAUUCCAAGGCCAUGAUAUUGUUGACAGCGACGACAUGUCUUGUGACCUGCUGUUCUCGCAUUUCAGUGCCGCCUCCCACAGAACAGAGGUAUCUAACACGACUUUCGCUGGAUGGUGA